GCAGAUGCUGAUGCAUUCUUCAAAAUCAUUUCCUCCAGUCAGGCACGACGGCUGGACGAUCAGCGAGUUGCACUUCCUAGCCUGCCAGGGAUAAGUGGGAAUACUAACAAAAAAGAGAACUGUAGAAAUACAAAGGCUGGAACCUCAGCUUCUCCACCACACAUCACUGUGGCUGAAAGUACACCAACAACAUCAAGGAAAGACUGUUCCACUUACACAGAAUCUGGCUCCCCCGGAGCCCUACCCAAAUCAGCUUCAUUUACCCCCGAGACUGAAUAUCAGAAGAGUCUAAAUUCCCCAGGACAGAUGACAGUGAGGGUGUCCAUGACCUUCAUACCACAACAGGGGCAGAAGGAUGGCGACCAACCGUGUACAUUCCCAGAAGUCUUCCUCACUCUAGGAGCCCCUGGAGAUAACCUUGUGAUCCCUUUGAGCCCAGUACGUGGCAGACCGUUGUCUUUAAACUUAAACCUUGUCCCAAAAGAAGAUACUAAGUCCAGGCAUUGCUCUCCAAGCCGUGCAAGUCCUAGAAAAGCCCACUCAAGGCCACCAUCCCCCAACCCAGGAGCAGCCAGUGAAGAACAUGAACAGGAGCAACUUAUGACCCGCACUAUCAGUCCAGAUGAAGACUGCUUCUCUCUGAUUGAGAAGGUUCACACGGCCCAUCUGCAGAAGGGAACGGCUCAAGGAAGACAAAAAGGAAAAGGGGAGCAGGGAAAAGGAAAGGGGGGUGGAAAGAAAGAUAAGAAAGAUGGUGACAAGUAAACAAUAGUCAGGUAUGUUACAUUGUCAGUUAUCUACUGAGAAAAAUAAUACUGAGGUGUCACUAAUUGGCUUGGGAAAUGAUUGAACAAUGUUUAUGAGACUGUAUUUGUAGUUCCUAUAUAUCCCUUAUUAGGAGUUUACUUGAGUAGAACUCAAUUUCAUUCUGUUUUUAUUUGCAGGACUGGGUUGGUUAUUUGUUGAGGCUUUUUUCGUCUUCUUUGUUAGUUAAAUGUUCCAUAAAUACAACACAUAUACACUGUAUAUUUAGUUUUGAUGAUAUGAACUAUUUGCUUUGUUUUUUCAAAUGCAGAUGCAAUGUAUACAGUUAAAUAGAAUACUGCUUCAGCUGCUCAUCCAAAGCGAGAAAUUGUAGGUAGAUUGGAAAUAAUCCCAGUUCUCUGGCACUGUGAAACUAUGACCAAAAAAUGUGUAACAAUACAAACUGCAAUACCUAAAUUAAACCUUACUGUCAACUCACGUUUGCUCUUGAUUGACACCUGAAUGACAUAAUAGACAAAUGGGCCUGCUUUACACAAUUAAAAAGCUAUUAAAACACAUAAAUACU
Scatophagus argus is the source of this 1330-nucleotide messenger RNA. RefSeq lists its product as uncharacterized. The transcript has 4 exons. The record is from RefSeq and is a predicted model, not a curated record. The coding region runs from base 307 to 765 and encodes 152 amino acids. NCBI's taxonomy places the organism in Eukaryota, Metazoa, Chordata, Actinopteri, Scatophagidae.